Aaosphaeria arxii CBS 175.79 is the source of this 942-nucleotide messenger RNA. RefSeq lists its product as uncharacterized. Lineage: Eukaryota; Fungi; Ascomycota; Dothideomycetes; Pleosporales. The coding region runs from base 1 to 942 and encodes 313 amino acids. Gene Ontology annotation, molecular function: mRNA binding. The transcript has 2 exons. Gene Ontology annotation, cellular component: mRNA cleavage and polyadenylation specificity factor complex. The record is from RefSeq and is a predicted model, not a curated record.
AUGCCGCCAAAUGAUAAAGCAGGACGCGUCGUGUUCAUCGGAAAUAUUCCUUAUGGAGGAACGGAGGAGAUGAUUGUCGAAACCCUCGGUCGCGUAGGCCAGGUGCUCAACUUCCGACUCGUAUACGACAAGGAGACUGGUAGACCCAAGGGCUUUGGUUUCGCUGAGUUUGCAGAUGCCGACGCAGCAGCCUCCGCCGUACGCAACCUGAACGACCACGAGAUCAUGGGAAGGAAGCUCAGGGUUGACUGGUCCAACGACAAUGGAUCUGGAGACACUGCUCCCCCAACAAACUUCGGCGCACCGGCGCCUUCGAAUGGACCUGCCGAGGGUGCCUUUCCUCCUCAAUCGCAAUCAAACAUUCUCCCACCCCUACCUCCAGGUGUCGACGUUCCUCCGAACUUUACUGCGCCAGACGCGAUCUCGCGAACCCUCUCGACGCUGCCACCUCCACAACUGCUCGAUAUCUUGUCGCAGAUGAAGGGUCUCGUUAUGAAUGAACCGCAAAAGGCCACGGAGCUGCUCAGACAAGCCCCCCAACUUGCCUAUGCCAUAUUCCAGGCCUUGUUGAUACUCAACCUUGUUGAUGCUUCUGUUCUGGCACAAGUAGUCGAGCAAACGAAUCCUGCUGCUCCUGCCGCAGCGCCUCCUGUCCAACCUCCCGCACCGCAGCAUCAACCUCCGCCCCCGGCAUAUGGUGGAUACCCGCCUCAGUCGGCACCUACUCCUCCUGUCCAGGCGCAACAGCCACCACCACAACAGCAGUAUGCGCAGCAUCAAGCACCAGCACCUGCGCCCACAAUGCAACUCGCUAGCCUUCCCCCUGAGCAACAACAACAGUAUGCAGCGAUUUUGCAGCUGCUCCCCCAGCAGAUAGAGGCACUGCCAGCAGCGCAAAAAACGCAGGUCAUGCAGAUCAGGCAGCUCUUUGGUAUCCGAUAG